Messenger RNA from Jatropha curcas, 4674 nucleotides. The record is from RefSeq and is a predicted model, not a curated record. Lineage: Eukaryota; Viridiplantae; Streptophyta; Magnoliopsida; Malpighiales; Euphorbiaceae.
AUAGGAGCGGGAAAAAUUCAUUUUCUCUCUCUCUCGGUACGCAUUUCAAAAUUCUGUCUCUCUCUAAACUCUUUUUCGCUACCUCUCCUCCUCUCUGUAAAUCCGCUUCUCCAGAUUUAUUUUUCGCUUUGCAACUCGACUGAGGGUUUCACCAGGGACAGUGUUCACAUUGCUUUCGCCGCUGACAGAAUUUUUGUAGAUAAUAGAAAAUGGGAGUGGAAAACUACCACGUGAUAGAGCUAGUAGGUGAGGGCUCGUUUGGGAAAGUGUAUAAAGGCAGGCGCAAGUACACAGGCCAGACUGUUGCGAUGAAAUUCAUUAUGAAGCAUGGGAAAAGUGAGAAGGAUAUUCAUAAUUUGAGACAGGAAAUUGAGAUUCUAAGAAAGCUGAAGCAUGAAAAUAUUAUUGAAAUGCUUGAUUCCUUUGAAAGCCCCCAGGAAUUCUGUGUUGUCACAGAAUUUGCGCAGGGUGAGCUAUUUGAGAUACUAGAGGAUGAUAAGUGCCUCCCCGAAGAACAGGUUCAAGCAAUUGCAAAGCAGUUGGUGAGAGCACUGCAUUAUUUGCAUUCUAACCGUAUCAUCCAUCGGGACAUGAAACCACAGAACAUACUCAUUGGUGCUGGGUCAAUUGUUAAGCUUUGUGAUUUUGGAUUUGCACGUGCCAUGUCCACAAACACUGUGGUUUUACAGUCCAUAAAAGGAACUCCAUUGUACAUGGCUCCGGAGUUGGUAAGGGAGCAACCAUACAAUCACACUGCUGAUUUAUGGUCCCUUGGAGUGAUAUUGUAUGAAUUAUUUGUUGGUCAGCCCCCAUUUUAUACAAAUUCAGUUUAUGCACUCAUCCGGCACAUUGUUAAGGAUCCAGUAAAAUAUCCCGAUGAUAUGAGUCCCAAUUUCAAAAGCUUUUUGAAGGGAUUGCUCAGUAAGGUACCGCAAAAUCGAUUGACUUGGCCUGCUCUUCUUGAACACCCAUUUAUUAAGGAAACCUCGGAUGAAAUGGAAGCCAGGGAAAUGCGUGCUGCAACUGCUGCAGCCAGGGGAUGUGAUGCAGCAUGGAAGGGUGAAGUCCAAGCAUCAACUGUUUUGGCUGUCUCCAGUCCAGAGGGUAGAAAUAAUUCUGCUGCUGCUCUUGAGAAUUGUAAUGCUCCGAAGCCUCAUAAUGAUUCUAAACUGAAUAGUCCUAGUGUAGCCACAACCAAUUCUGCACCACAUGAAGAAUUCCCUGGAUUUGCAAGUCCUAAUGAUGCUAAACAGUCGGGUAGCCAAGCAUUAGACAGAUUGGAAAACAACUCCCGCACUGUUAAAGGUGCACAAAUGAUUGGUCAAGAUAAUGAAGCAUUAGCACUUGUUUUGCUACCAUUAAAAAGAUGGUCAAAAGAAUCCCAACAUUCUUGCAGGGAUCAGGAUCUUCCUACUUCAAACCAGUCACUGAAAAUUCUUUCAAACUUAGCUGCAGCUGGCGCAAUCCAGUCUAGCGGGUUACUUGAUGAAAUACUAUGUGAACUUCUUGACUUCACUGCUGUUAUAAUCAGCUUGAAAUCCGUGGAACUCAAUGAUUUAAUUGCAAAGAGUUUUGCUAUUAUGAAACAAUCAUUAGACAAAAGAGGUGGUGGUAUUGGAGCUUCAUAUUUCACCCAUUGGGUUGCCUUGAUUGAAAUUUUUGCACAGGUUGUUGGUUGCAAUGAGGACAACUCUGGAAGAGUACUGUAUGAGGCCACUGCUUGCGUUACAGUUGUGUUAUCAACAGUAGCCAAGGGUCUCAAAUUAACUUCAUGUUCUGAAGCAGUUUCUACUCCGGUUAUGAAUGAAACAAUGAAGCGAAUUUUGGAUCAUGCUAAGACAUGUGGAUUGGUCGAACAUUUAUGCCUUUGCUUGGUAACAACAGGCUCAAGCCUUAUUUCAGGUUCUUCAAACAUGUUGCGUGCUGCUUGUGAAGCUUGUAGAGCUAUCUGGUCAUUGAUAGAUGCGGUGGAAACUCUUUUUAUGAAAGCAAAUGUUUAUUUAUUUCCAUUAAAUUCUUUGCGGAGUCAUUCUUUAAUCCAACUUGACAUUCGAGAUCAAGAAAGAGGUUCAUUGACUGGGACAGAUUCAGCCAGAAUUACUGAUGCUGUGACAAGGGCAUUCCUAAAAUCAAAAGCGGUGCAGGUGGCUAUAUAUUAUUGCCUUCAUCAACGUCUAGAGGCUGUGCUGACUGCCAGUAUUCAGCUUUUGACAAGGUGCUGCCUCCAUAAUGCAAUUGUUCCUGGUGUUCUGUGUGGUUUGCCCAGUUCUCUUCCUGUUACUACUGUUGUUAGUGGUGGAGGGGAUGGAACCAUUGUUUCAGAGAUCUUCUCUAUUUUAUCUUUAUGUGUUUCGUCUUCAAACAAAGAUCUUCAAGUGGGUGAAACAAAUAACUUCAAGAGCAAACUAUUGAAUCCUUCCGCUCUCAUAUUGCAUUCAUGCCUUAUACUUGCAACUAUUGCUCAGUGUUUGAAGUCAACUGGACGGAAUUCUGCAUUAUUUAUGCUCACAACCUCUCCAAAGAAACAGUCAUCCCGACUUUCAGUUCUUGCCCAUCAUUUUUCACAUGAUGAUAGAACCAAGAAUUCAUUGCAACCUCAUUGUGCAUCAGCCAUGCUGGCUGUUGCAUCCAUUCUAGCUCUUGAAAGUGGAGCUUCUGUGGAGUCUUCUAUCUCUGAAAUAGCAGUUCCUUUGAUUCCUCGCACUGGCACGAUCUGUGAACACCUCAAGAUAUCAAUAGGCAAUGAAGAUGAAAUGGGGCCUAAUAAAGCAAAUGGCAUUCUCUCAUAUUGGCAUGGCCUUAAGGACGGAUGUGUUGGCUUGCUAGAAUCCAGGUUGAAAUGGGGAGGGCCAUUAGCUGUGCAACAGUUAUGUGCAAGUGGUAUCCCUCUGCUUCUUAUUGAGUUAUUAACCAAAAACCAUCUGACUGCUUCUCCUAAAGGAAUGGAUAGCACAAAAGAUCGAGUCGGGUUAUCCCCUCUUGGGGCUGUUUGGACAAUCUCAUCAAUAUGCCACUGCCUUCCAGGCGGUGCCUCAACUUUCCGCCAGAUUUUAGUCAGAAGUCAACAUGUCAAGCUCAUAUCUGAGUUGAUAUCUGAUACACAUCUCAAGCUUUUGAAGGGCUGGGGUGGGCCUGGUGGAGGCAAGGAUGGUGUCAGAGACAUAAUAAAUGCAGUAAUUGAUCUCUUGGCCUUCCCUUUUGUUGCUGUACAGAAUGCUCCUAGUUUGCCAUCUGCUACUGCUUCUGUGAACAGUGGAUUCCUUCUCAACAUGGGUUCACCUGGUGGAAGAAUAUUCAUGGAAGAUAAAGACAUGGUUAAAGCAAUUGAGGAAGACAUGGGAAAGUAUCUUAAAAUCCUUCUGGAGGUGGGAGUGCCAGGCAUCAUCCUCCGAUGCUUGGAACAUAUGGAGCUAAAGGAUUUGGGAAGGCCUGUUGCUUUUCUUGCCAAAAUGGUAGCACACCGACCUCUUGCAGUUCAACUUGUAGGCAAAGGUCUCUUGGAUCCAAAUAGAGUGAGAAGAUUGCUUGACAAUUCAAGUCCAAGAGAGGUCAUGCUAGAUGUUCUAAUGAUCAUUUCUGAUCUAGCUCGUAUGGACAAGGGUUUUUAUGACCACAUUAAUGGGGCCUCUAUGUUGGACUUCUUGAAGGAGUUUCUUGCGCAUGAAGAUCCCAAUAUACGUGCAAAGGCAUGCAGUGCUCUCGGCAAUAUGUGUCGGCAUAGCUCCUACUUCUAUGGUUCACUAGUAAGACAUCAUAUAAUUGGUCUUCUCAUUGAUCGAUGCGCUGAUCCAGAUAAACGCACACGGAAAUUUGCAUGUUUCGCUAUUGGAAAUGCUGCGUAUCAUAAUGACAUGUUGUAUGAGGAGCUCAGAAGAUCUAUACCUCAAUUAGCAAAUUUGUUACUCUCAACUGAAGAAGACAAAACUAAAGCAAAUGCUGCUGGAGCAUUAAGUAAUCUUGUCCGCAAUUCCAACAAACUUUGUGAAGAUAUCGUCUCUAAAGGAGCCAUGCAGGCUUUGUUGAAGGUGGUAUCUGAUUGUUCAGCUCUAGCCCUCAAUCCAAGCAGGAGAGAUGCGGUAAAUGAAUCACCAUUAAGGAUAGCUCUUUUUUCAUUGGCAAAGAUGUGUGCACAUGCCCCUUGCAGACAGUUUCUCCGUUCAUCAGAGUUGUUUCCGGUGAUCGGAAGGCUUCGACAGUCUCCAGAAUCUACAAUUGCCAAUCACGCCUCGUUUAUAAUUAGCAAAGUUGCCGAGGCUUGAAGAAGCAAAGCUAGAGGUAGUCAAAAGGGCCUUGAGCGGUGGGUUUUGCUGAAGUAACACGUCGUCAACAGAUGAUCAUAGCGAAUCUUUACACUUGGUUUGCCAUUCCGAGAAUCGACGGGUUCGGAUCGGUCAACCAAUCUCCGAGCGAUCCAGAACUUGACACGCGGCCCGACUCAAAGAAUGUAGUAGUUUACAAUUUUUUGACGUAAAAUUACUUUUACCUGUUGGCUCGUUACCCAACGCAGUCCUGAUCUCGUCUCAACCAAAACUAGCCAGUAGCUUAUAGAGCAUGACCCUAUAAACUAUAAUAAUUUGUACUUGUGUCAGAAAUGGGAUUUUCAUAUUACAGUGUAACACAGUAUACAGUAAAAAUACACAUGAUGGAAUAGUUAAAUUCUCAGAAUUUUUAAAA